GGUGUUCGCACGUACAACAUAAAUAGUUGGAAUUUAAUCGAUCGAGUUCAGAGCCAUCGGUCGAUUGGAAAGUUCCUUGCGGUGUACUCAAGACAUUGUAGCAUUGGACUUGUCGAUAAUCGUUUCUCCAGAGGAUCGUUACAUUCACAUUUUUAUUAAGGUUCGUCAGCUUGUGUAUGUCAACCACCACCCGGACCAUCUAGCCCAUCAGCAGCACCCAGUCAAGGGCUAUCUGGAAGACUAUUCGGAUUACUCAAGAAGUUUCCAAUGCAGAUCACCAGCCCAUCCAAGGAGACCCCUCCACCCCCUUCUCCUCAGGAUGACCCUCAUACCACCGAAUCAGAAGAUGAAUCAGAAUCAGAACAGGAUCAGGAAGAAGAAGAUGAAGAAGAAGGCGAAGGGGAAGAAGAAGAAGAAGAGGAAGAAGGGGAAGUCGAAGAAGAAGAAGAAGAGGGAGACGGAGAAGAGACUGAACAAGAGAUCGUAACUGAAAGCGAGGAAGAAGAGGAGGAAGAAGAAGACCCCCUGGGUGAUGAACAAUGCAAGGCAAUCAUGGAGAACUAUCUACUCGAGACCUCGACACGGACCAAUCUCUUGAAGAAUCGAAUCCAAACACACUUCAGACCCGCCCUAAGACGAAGACUCGACUUCGAACUAUCUCGAAUCACGCCGAGCAUCGCGAAUGUCACCGCACUAGAUUACCAUCAACGCGACCAAGGGGUCUUGAGACGUACCAUGGAACACGUCGCUCGGCUGGCCAUCGAGCAGAAAACUAUCUCUAUCGGCAUCAAACGUAGUCAGAGUCAACAAGAUCAAAUCUGGGACGAGAAGGAGAAAGAUCAUCAUCGGAAGCGUCAACGGCAACUGACCAAUAACAGCGGAUCGGUUUCAUCCAAGUCGAGCAAGCAAACAGUUGAUCCACACGAGCCAUCCCGGGCCAACGGAGGAAAUAAUGGACGCGCACCGGUCCGAUCGAAGCCACCGACCUCGCGCUCGAACACAGGAGGAGCUCACGGACGGAAGCAGUCCAACGCGUCGCUCGAGCCCACCGAGCUCAAUCCCAGACUCCCCUCCACACCGCUCAUCUCCGAACACAAGCCGGUCCGAUUGGCGCGUCGGAACGAGAGUCUGCUGAGCGUCAACGGAAGCCCGGUGAUCUCGUAUGCCCCCGACGAAAUCCAAGGCUUGCCCAACUCAACUUCUGCAGCUACCAUCAUCAGCUCCAAGUUCUCCGAACUCUUUCCCGCCAGUUCGGCCUCUUCGUCUAGUCUAGCUCUCGACCAUCAUCAUCUACCGUCCUCUAGCUCGCAUCUCUUCGGCAAUCCUUCGAAUCUUAAUCAGCUCCCUCAGAUCAGUCAGUUCACCUUCGUCGAAAAAUCUAAGUGGAAUCAACUCGAAGCUCAGUUAAACUCGCUCGAAAUCGACCAAAGUCAGAAGAAAAAAUUGGACGAUCUGUUGAAAGGUUGUUUAAACUUUGGCGAAAAUUAAUGCUUCUCCUUUCUUCUAGUAAAGCUACUUUGGAUCAUAGAAUACCUUGCAAGACCUCAUCUUUUUUUCUUCAAGUUACUGGUUUUAUUCAUUCAAUGUAUCCUGCACACUUCUACAUACUUUUUUUUUCCUCUCCCUUUUUUCCUCUCCUUUUUUUCCUGUCCUUUCCUCUCCUAUUCUUUGCUUUCAUUCUUGUUGUCCUUAAUGAUUCAUAUUACUUACAAGCUUGAAAAACAAAACAAAGGGGAAAAAAUAAAUCCUUUCUCCAUACAACUGGUUUCCUUGAUCUGAAUCCACCAGGCAGGUUUUUUCUAGUUUUCUCCUUUGAUCUUAUUUUAAUCCUCAAUUUACUCUUCUAGCUUGAA
Molecule: messenger RNA, 1853 nt
Organism: Puccinia graminis f. sp. tritici CRL 75-36-700-3
Lineage: Eukaryota; Fungi; Basidiomycota; Pucciniomycetes; Pucciniales; Pucciniaceae
Exons: 5
Coding region: 268-1488 (406 amino acids)
Biological process (GO): mitotic sister chromatid segregation
Cellular component (GO): chromosome passenger complex; spindle midzone; chromosome, centromeric region
Source: RefSeq, a predicted model, not a curated record